This is a messenger RNA of Centropristis striata (black sea bass), 1737 nucleotides long. RefSeq names its product complement C1q-like protein 2. Bases 49 to 627 code for a protein of 192 amino acids. The transcript has 3 exons. Lineage: Eukaryota; Metazoa; Chordata; Actinopteri; Perciformes; Serranidae. Gene Ontology annotation, molecular function: protein binding. The record is from RefSeq and is a predicted model, not a curated record.
CAUCAGUCAAAGUUUUGGUGACUGAGCAGUGUUGAAUCAACUUGGAAGAUGAAUUUCAUCAUUUUAUUUUUCACCUUGCUGUUCAGCAGCUUUAUUUUGGCGCAGGAAGGAGACGAAACUGCUCCUAGAAAUUCUGAACUCCUGAAAGUGAUCGGUGACAUGAAAGACAAACUAAGCGCUAUGGAAACGCAGAUUCUGGAACUGAAAAACAAAGAGAGAACCACGGUGGUAUUCACUGCAGCUGUAGGAGGAGGGGACGUGGCCUUUGGACCGUUCAAGACAGAAACAACUUUAAUCUACAAAACUGUCAAAACAAACAUCGGCAACGCCUACAAUCCAUCAACAGGUAUCUUCACUGCACCUGUUUCAGGUGUUUAUUACUUUACCAUCUUCUAUCAUGCUGGAGGGGAAUCCAGGGUACACUUGAAUGUCUACAAGAACAAUGAACAUAUCCUCUUGACGUCUGAUCACCCGUCAGAUUCUGACACAGCUGAUAACGGAGGAAAUGCAGCGUUCCUGCAGCUGCAGUCAAGAGACCAGGUGUAUGUGCGCAUGGGUAACAACUCACAUGUUUGGGGACAUGACUCCCAUACAACCUUCAGCGGUUUUCUUGUCACUCAAAUGUGAGAAUCAAUGCACUACACAUCUAUUAAUUUCUGAAUGAAGAUGUUUAAAUGUAUGAAAAUCUGGCAAACAUGUAUGUGCAAAUCUGUUGAACCAGAUGGUAGUUGCUUAAAUAAAUUAGUGAGUUUAACAUGAGACUCGUAUUAUGCUGAAUUAACCCUUUAUCAGGCAAAGAACUAUAUUUGGUAACUUCAGGUAAUAUUUUGAGAAAAAAGUUGCCAAUUUACUAGAUUAAAGUGUCAAAUCUACAAGAAAAAAAGGCGCAGAUUUAAGAGAUUUAAAGUGGCAAAUCUGCACGAAAAAAGUUGCAGAUUUACGCGAAAAAAGUGGGCAAAAAAGCAACUUUUUUCUCCCAGAUUCACCAUUUUAAAUCUCAUAAAUCUAUGCAUUUUUUCUCUCGUAGAUUUGCCACUUUAAUCUCGAAAACUUUUUAAUCAAAAAUAUUAUUUUCGUAUGUUUUUUUUUACACAUUCUGGCAGUAUGUAAUAUCCUCCAAUAUUCUCUAGGGUUGAAAUUUGGAAUUUGCAAGUAUUACAAUGAGUGUCCUAUUAAGGGUUAAUGCUUUAAUUUAUUUGGAAAAUUGUAGAAAAGAAGAUAUUGCUGCUCCAGUAAAAUUGUUUUGUUGUAGGUUUUUCCACAUACAAAGAGACAAAAGAUGAAUUAAAACUGUGAACAUCCCUUUGAUUGCUGUGAAACUUUGGUUUCUUUGCUCUGGUGGUGAUUUAGAUCGCCAGUGUUAACUUAGCUUAUGUCUUUUGACUGUGUCAGUGUUAUCAUCAUGUUUUGAUUGGUUUAUGCUACAGUACAAUGCAAAUAAUAAAGUUUAAUUUUUAUCUCAAUCUGAGUUCUCAAGUGGUGUCAUAUCAGUGCUGAUCCAUAUUACAGUUCAAAAUGACUUUAGAGCCGUGUCUGUAAGGCCUGCACACUUUUCUUGGCUAUCAAAAAUAAUUUUUAACUCAAGUGUUAAAGUGCAUGUUUAUUAUUUUUUUAGUUAACGAAGGAUAGAAAUAAUUACUACAGUAGGUCAAGGUCAGACAGACAGAUACAUUUGAUAAAUGGACGGUGGACUGUGAUAACAUCAGGGAUAAUAAUAAAACCAUAAGUCCAAGACUU